GUGGGUGCAACCGUUUUGUGUCCGCUGGCCAUCUUGACUAGCCCCCCACGACGGCGGUCCUGGCACAUUUGAAUGACGUUUUAUCGUUAAUGUGAGGCGCUUCGAACUCAUUCGAGUCUCGACCUACGGAGCAGGCAACACGCGAACCACCGCGCAAUUUCAAAAUACUCGUUGCGCGCGGUUUUUCCUCGAAGAUAGAUCAAUAAAUAUAUCGCUUGUGCGAAUUCGCGUGCGCCGCCGCCCAAAAGUACUUCUUUUUUUCGACAUAAAUAUACGAACCACCAAGACGAACACUUAUGUACGAAAAAAAAAUUAAAAAUAUUAAAGCAACAACAAAACCUAGGAACUAAUCAAUAUUUGAAGGGUAACAAUUUUCUUCGAUCGAAUUCCAUCCAACAGACACCGCGGAUCAGUUCGCGUGUGAUGCUGCACAGUUUCUGUCCAAGAAGACGCUAGCUCGCCAAAUCUUCCAAGUGGUUAUAUAUAUUUUUGCGAAUCUGUUGCUUCCGAGACACCGGUCAUUGAUGAGCAGUCAUCGGCAACCACCACUUUCAUCCCCGCUGGCUCCAUCAACUUCAAGGAACACGUCGUGUCGCGAUCCCCGUUUAAGACUUCAGGGUUGGUCCAAGCGUUGGAUGCAGUGUACCCCUUAUUGAGUAGUCCAACUACGUCACACGCUGUUUGUUUAUUUCGUUUUUGUUCGUUUGUGAUUUUGAUCAGUAUUAUAGCCGUUUCGUUCGAAUCCUAUCGAAGCGAUAAUUAAGGGAGGAUGGCCGAAGCGGAGGAUCAUUUGAACACGGAUUCGACGGUCACCAUACCGAUUGAAACGAAUGAGUCCUCGCAGCAGCAGCUGGAGGUGAAGUUCGCCGAAUGCGAGAAAGAUUCUAUACUGUCGACGUCGCAUUCGCAUUUGAGUAUUGAUGACGAUGAGAGCGAUGAGGAAUAUAAGCCUAAUAUUCCCGAUGGAGGAUGGGGAUGGAUAGUGGUUCUGGCCUCGAUGGUCAUAUCGAUGAUCGCCGACGGAGUCAGUUUCUCAUUUGGGCUACUGUACAUCGAGUUUCUGAAUGAGUUUAAGGCGUCGAAAUCUACGACUUCGUGGAUCGGAAGCCUUUUCAUGGCCGUGCCUUUACUGACUGGACCGAUAAUGAGUGCCUUGGUUGAUAAGUACGGCUGCAGGAAGAUGACAAUCUUGGGCGGGUUGAUUGCUGGUUCUGGAUUCGUUGUCAGCAGUUACGUGGAUAGCAUUGGAAUCAUGUUUCUCACGUUCGGCGUCUGGUCUGGUUUAGGUCUAGGUCUAUGCUAUGUCACAGCUGUAGUGUCCAUCGCGUACUGGUUCGACAAGAAGAGGACUUUUGCCGUCGGUUUGGGAGCGUGCGGAACGGGAAUCGGAACGUUCGUGUACGCGCCUAUGACACAAUUUUUUAUAGAAGAAUACGGCUGGCGUGGAACAAUUCUUCUACUUGCUGGAACGUUCUUCAAUAUGUGUGUUUGCGGUUGCCUUAUGCGAGAUCCGGCUUGGUGGAUUCGAGAACAGAACAAGCAAUCUAGCAAAAAGUCAUCGAUUUGCUGUCAAGAUGAGAUUCCCGACAUAGAUGAACUAAGGAAGUUGUUAAAAGAAAGCAAAGAAGGAGAAUAUUUGCUCCAACAUUUGGUCACAUCCGUGGACUCGCCGGAGCACGUCAAUUACAAUGAGCAUCACCGUUCCGACUUUAAUUUGCCCACAUUUGUUAAGUUAAACGAAAAAGUGCCUUUAGAAGUAUUAGAAAAACUUAAGGCGAACAAAAGGCUGUACAAAGUGAUCUUGGAAAACUAUCCCAGCCUUCUGGUUUCCCGAAGCACCUCAGACAAGGGUCUUAAUAAAAACUCGGAAGCCUUUACAACCAGAGUGCCUGUAACCUUAUCAAUGAAACUGAAGAAAGCCAAUAACACUAAGGUAUUAAAACAUCAACAAUCACUGCCCGUGGAACCACUGCACGAAACCCUAUUGGUUCGGAAAGCAUCGCUAGAGGAGAAGUUGCAGCGAUCCGAGUCGAUUCCUUGGUUAAAACGUCAAUUCUCUACGACUCACUACUACAAGAACAUACGUCUGCACAGAAACUCGAUAAUGUAUCGCGGUGCGAUGCUGAACAUCCGAAAGUACCACCUGAGGGCGUCCAGUUGUCCAAAUAUUUAUAAAAAUUCGAUGACCACUUUGGCGAAAGAAAGUACAGAGAAAUGGUAUACAGAAUUAAUAGAACUGUUGAAAGGAAUGGCGGACUUCUCAUUGUUCCUCGAAUUCCACUUCCUCUUAAUGUCACUGUCCACCAUUCUCUUGUUCAUCUGGUUCAUUGUGCCUUAUUUUUAUCUAGCCGAUCACAUGAAACUCUUAGGAUAUACAGAAUCACAGGCGUCUUUCGUCCUUUCGGUCAUCGGAAUGACAAAUACCAUUUCGAUGAUCGGUUUAGGUUGGGCUGGAGACCGGCCAUGGCUGAACGUCAUGAAGACUUACGCGGUCUGCUUAAUCUUAUGCGGAAUUUCCUGCAUGGGAAUGCUGUUCUUCGCCUACGACUACAUCCUGCUGCAGAUAAGCUCCGGUCUGUUCGGGCUGUUUUUCGCAAGCAGCUUCUCGUUUACGCCUGUCAUUCUUGUCGAACUUGUUCCAUUAGAGAGAUUCACAACCGCCUACGGCCUUAUCCUUUUAUGUCAGGGCAUUGGUAAUCUUUUAGGACCGCCGAUUGGAGGUCUGUUGUUCGAUUUAACGCAAAAAUGGACUCAAUCAUUCUACCAGGCUGGCUUAUGGAUCAUAGUGUCUGGGAUAUUGAUAGGUAUUAUACCGUACACAAAGAACAGGAAGAUCUGGGGCUCAGGGCCCGUCGAAAAAGAGCUUGCGGCCAGCGAAAGAAGCAGCCUCUCGUAAUACAAUCUCAGUGGCCUUGCAAAUACGUAAUAUCUAGUAAAACUCUCCAUUGUUUUCAUUAGGAACUUUGCAUUGAUUGUCUAUUUAUUAAGAAAUGUAUAUUUUCUUGACUUUCAGCUUAACAACGUGGUGUGAUAAAUGUAUUAACUUUAAAACUAUAUAAACUAAGUUAACGAA
Nicrophorus vespilloides is the source of this 3073-nucleotide messenger RNA. RefSeq names its product monocarboxylate transporter 14-like. Gene Ontology annotation, biological process: monocarboxylic acid transport; transmembrane transport. The record is from RefSeq and is a predicted model, not a curated record. NCBI's taxonomy places the organism in Eukaryota, Metazoa, Arthropoda, Insecta, Coleoptera, Silphidae. The transcript has 5 exons. The coding region runs from base 770 to 2896 and encodes 708 amino acids. Gene Ontology annotation, molecular function: monocarboxylic acid transmembrane transporter activity.